AUGAAGAUCUCAGUGGCUGUGUUGACUUUGUCUCUCUUCUACCUUAGCGUGGCUGAACAUGUGCUGGAUUACAACUGCAGGAGCGUCUUAGAAAAACUGGAGGAAAAACUAGAUGAUCUGAAGAAAGAAGUCCGAGGUAACCGGGUGGCAUUCGGAGCAGCUCUUGGCAAUGUUAGAAAUGUUGGACCUUUUAAAAAUGAGAUCACACUGGUCUACAAGAAGGUCUUCUCAAACACAGGAUCAUACAACCCUGCAACAGGUAUUUUCACCGCUCCAGUCAAAGGAUUCUACUACUUCGGCCUCAGCGGCCAUAAUGACUCAACGAGAUCAAUGGGUCUGCGACUGAUGAAGAACGGAGAGCAGAUGGUUAUAGCAUUCAACCAUGCGGCUGGAAGACGCCACGAGACAGCAACCAAUGGCAUGACUCUGCAGCUUGAAGCGGGAGACCAGGUGUACGUGAGACUCGUGGCGCACACAUGGGUUUUUGAUAACGAGGACAGCCCCAGCACCUUCACUGGCCAUUUGCUAUUCCCUUUGUAAGUGGAAUAAAGUAAAAAUAAGAAAGUCUUGAUUAAAGUCAAGAAAUCAAACCAAAGUUUUCAUGUUAACAAUGAUAGUGGAGAAUGAAACAUGUACAUUCACUGAUCACUGAUGAUUAAAUGACAUAAAAUGGGAUAUUCUACUUAUACUUGGAAAAUGCAUAUUCAGUCAUAUUAUG
This is a messenger RNA of Acanthopagrus latus (yellowfin seabream), 718 nucleotides long. Its product is annotated as complement C1q-like protein 2. The transcript has 3 exons. NCBI's taxonomy places the organism in Eukaryota, Metazoa, Chordata, Actinopteri, Spariformes, Sparidae. The coding region runs from base 1 to 540 and encodes 179 amino acids. Gene Ontology annotation, molecular function: protein binding. The record is from RefSeq and is a predicted model, not a curated record.